UGUAAACAGGGAGUCAACCCAUCUGUUGCUCGGAAAGAACGGCCUGGCCGGAAAUGGAAACUCUGCUUCGUACUGUCUUGUCUUCAUUUUAAUUUUCCUUUUUACAGGCAGAUCAGCUGCUAGCUUCCGCCUUCCUGAAAUGAUACGCCUCUCACUCUUCCUCUGCUUUUAAUCGAGAGAAAUAAAAAUGGGUCAAGCACUUUGCUGUAUUCAAGUGGAUCAGUCAACAGUGGCCAUUAGGGAAACGUUUGGGAAGUUUGAUGAUGUGCUUGAUCCUGGAUGUCAUUGCUUGCCUUGGUUUCUAGGAAGCCAAUUAGCUGGCCAUCUUUCAUUGCGUGUACAACAACUUGACGUUCGUUGUGAAACUAAAACUAAGGAUAAUGUCUUUGUCACUGUGGUCGCAUCUAUUCAAUACCGUGCCUUGACAGAAAAGGCAGCUGAUGCUUUCUAUAAGCUCAGUAAUACCAGAGCGCAGAUCCAAGCAUAUGUUUUUGAUGUUAUCAGGGCCAGUGUGCCCAAGUUGGACCUUGAUUCCACCUUUGAGCAGAAGAAUGAAAUAGCAAAAGCAGUUGAAGAGGAGCUCGAGAAGGCCAUGUCAGCAUAUGGUUAUGAGAUUGUCCAGACUCUUAUUGUGGAUAUCGAGCCAGAUGAGCAUGUGAAGAGAGCAAUGAAUGAGAUAAAUGCAGCUGCAAGACUGAGGGUGGCAGCAAAUGAAAAGGCCGAAGCAGAGAAGAUAUUGCAGAUCAAGAGAGCUGAGGGGGAAGCAGAAUCCAAGUACCUGGCAGGGCUUGGCAUAGCUCGGCAGCGCCAGGCCAUUGUGGAUGGAUUGAGGGAUAGUGUUCUUGCUUUCUCUACAAAUGUGCCCGGGACAACAGCAAAGGAUGUGAUGGACAUGGUGCUAGUGACUCAGUACUUCGACACAAUGAAGGAAAUUGGUGCAUCAUCAAAGUCCUCAUCUGUUUUUAUUCCACAUGGACCCGGUGCUGUGAGAGACAUUGCGACCCAAAUAAGGGAUGGCCUCCUUCAGGCCAACACAACCGAGCUCUAGGAUAUCUGAGUGUGAUGUACAAAUUAGUCGAAGGCUUUCCAACCCAUAUUCUUUCUCCUUUUGUUGUGCAUAGUUUAUUGGUAUUGUAGGAGAUGAUAAGUAGUGUUUGCCUGUUCUGCUUCGCUUUGUUUUGUAUUAAAGUAUUGGUGGCAUAUUAUGAUUCCCUAAUUGUCACACUAUUCAUAUUUGGGCAUAGAUGUUAGACAACAUGUAUCUAAACACAAUUUUAUGUUAAACUUGUAUGCUUUUAAAUUUAUGCAUAUUAAUAAUGGACUUAUGUGUCUUUUGGGUCUA
This is a messenger RNA of Nelumbo nucifera (sacred lotus), 1342 nucleotides long. Its product is annotated as hypersensitive-induced response protein-like protein 1. Gene Ontology annotation, cellular component: mitochondrion. NCBI's taxonomy places the organism in Eukaryota, Viridiplantae, Streptophyta, Magnoliopsida, Proteales, Nelumbonaceae. The record is from RefSeq and is a predicted model, not a curated record.